This is a messenger RNA of Papilio xuthus (Asian swallowtail), 840 nucleotides long. RefSeq lists its product as uncharacterized. The record is from RefSeq and is a predicted model, not a curated record. The transcript has 3 exons. NCBI's taxonomy places the organism in Eukaryota, Metazoa, Arthropoda, Insecta, Lepidoptera, Papilionidae. Bases 95 to 643 code for a protein of 182 amino acids.
GCAAGUAUUAUUAAUAUUUAGUACAAUAAAAUUAUCAAUAAGUAGAGAUGUGGAAUAUUCAAGACAUAUAGAAAGAAAUCCUGAUAAGUGUCAAAUGUUCGCAAGGAAUCCAUUUUUCGAAUCAGAAUUGGUUGUGAAUACGCAAUGGAAGAUCUAUUACUCAUGGCACAUGCAGAUUGGACCUAAAUGCGUCGAAAUAAGUUUCAAGAACGCUACUAAAGAGAUAGUCCACCGCGUGUGGUCUGAUAUGAACGAGUAUUUGGAGAUGCAGCCCAACUGGGAGGCAGCAGCGCUACUGUUGAACAUAGGCAGCUCGCGGCGAGAAGUCAUGCUGUUCACAGAGCAGGGGCCAGCCGGCGGUUUCACCGGUGUACCUAACAUCGUACGAGAUGGAAAUAUACCACCACUAAGAAAAUCCGUAUCUUUAAUCAAAUUCCACAUGAAGCUGGUGGAGAGUGGUAGAUAUUUGGUGGUUAUGGACUGUCAGUUGGGUGUCGCUUCUCUGUCAGCACGUAGUAACGCCGCUGUAACAUUAGCUGAUGUGAUUGCCGUGGCCAUGGAAACGAAUCUAGGGGAGGGACAUGCAGCGUGCACGGUAGCCAGAGACAAUGAAGAUCCAUUCAUUAUUAAGCAAUAUAUUUAAAUUAAAAAAAAUAUAUUUAAUGUUCCUUAACUGCUGUGACAUGAACCUACCCUAAGUGUGAUAUGACUAAGCCUAAGUAAAAACACUAGCUCAGUGCGCGUUGACUACACAUAUUGAAUUUCCCUGUAGAUUGUGGAAGUUGCAUCAAUAUUUUUUCCACCGUAUUACUGAUAAAAAGGUUAAUUGUUGUGUUUAGU